Messenger RNA from Zonotrichia leucophrys gambelii, 2482 nucleotides. It is a transcript of the gene UROC1, whose product is annotated as urocanate hydratase 1. The transcript is spliced from 20 exons. NCBI's taxonomy places the organism in Eukaryota, Metazoa, Chordata, Aves, Passeriformes, Passerellidae. Gene Ontology annotation, molecular function: urocanate hydratase activity. Gene Ontology annotation, biological process: L-histidine catabolic process. Bases 387 to 2192 code for a protein of 601 amino acids. The record is from RefSeq and is a predicted model, not a curated record.
AGCUAUGCUGGAGAUGUUUUUGGUUCUGUUCAGGGUGUCCCUGUACUCAGCCAUGGCCCUCCUGGGUCUGCUCUUCCUCCUGUGGGCUGACAUUCCACUCUGAACCUCUCUGGGCAUCUCUGUGCUCCAUCUCUCCGUGGUAACUUCACCUGGUCCUGACUUGCACUUCGAGCUUGUCCUGGGCCUGCAGGUCAGCGUGCUCUUGUCUGAUGGCCAGCAGUGCUGGUGGGCCCUGGCUGCCAUCCCUGGGCUGCUCUGCUCUGCUCUCCUCCCUCAGGUAGCACAAGCUGGCUCUGCGCAAUGCCUUGCGUUAUUUCCCACCUGAAAUCCAGAAGAAGCUGGCACCAGAAUUUGCUGAGGAGCUGAGGCUGUAUGGCCACAUUUACAUGUACAGAUUCUGCCCAGAUAUUGAGAUGAGAGCUUACCCCAUAGGAGAAUACCCUUGCAAGACCAAAUCAGCUGCUGCCAUCAUGCUGAUGAUCAUGAAUAACCUGGAUCCCUCUGUGGCUCAGUUUCCUCAGGAGCUGGUCACUUAUGGAGGAAAUGGUCAGGUCUUCAGCAACUGGGCACAGUUCUGGUUGGUAAUGCAGUAUUUGUCAGAGAUGACAGAAGAGCAGACACUGGUGAUGUACAGUGGGCAUCCCCUGGGGCUCUUCCCCAGCCACCAGCGUUCUCCUCGUUUAGUCAUUACCAAUGGCAUGGUUAUUCCCAACUAUUCCUCCAGAGAUGAAUAUGAGAAGAUGUUUGCUUUGGGUGUAACAAUGUAUGGCCAGAUGACUGCAGGGAGCUACUGCUACAUUGGGCCUCAGGGAAUCGUCCAUGGCACUGUGCUCACAGUGCUGAACGCAGGCCGGCGGUACCUGAGGGCAGAGGACCUGUCUGGGAAGGUGUUUGUCACCUCUGGCCUUGGAGGGAUGAGCGGGGCCCAGGCCAAGGCUGCAGUCAUUGCUGGCUGUGUGGGCAUCAUUGCAGAGGUUGAUGAAGCAGCGCUUCUGAAACGCCACAAGCAGGGGUGGCUGAUGGAGAUCUCUAACAACCUGGACCACUGCAUUGCUCGCCUUAGAGAAGCAAGAAAGAAUAAAAUUGCCCUCAGUCUGGGUUACCAUGGGAAUGUGGUAGAUCUGUGGGAGAGGUUGGUGCAUGAGCUGGACACAACAGGAGAGCUGCUGGUGGACCUGGGCUCUGACCAGACCUCCUGCCACAACCCAUUCAAUGGGGGGUACUACCCAGUGCAGCUCAGCUUUGAGGAAGGGAAGCAGCUGCUCUCCUCCAACCCAGGGAAAUUCCGGACACUGGUACAAGAGAGUCUGAAGAGGCAUGUGGCUGCCAUUAACAAACUAGCUGAUAAGGGCAUGUUUUUCUGGGAUUAUGGCAAUGCUUUUCUCUUGGAAGCUCAGAGAGCUGGUGCUGAUGUUACAAAAAAAGGAGCAAAUAAGACAGAAUUUCGAUAUCCUUCCUAUGUUCAGCACAUCAUGGGGGACAUUUUUUCCCUGGGAUUUGGGCCAUUCCGCUGGGUUUGUACCUCAGGUGACCCACGGGACCUUGCUACCACUGACUCCAUUGCCAUGGCAGUACUGGAGGACUCCAUCCGCCAGGGAGUGAGCACAUCUGUGAAGCAGCAGUACCAUGACAACAUCCGCUGGAUUCGGGAAGCCGGCAGGCACAGCUUGGUCGUUGGCUCUCAAGCCAGAAUCUUGUAUUCUGAUCAGAAGGGUCGUGUGUCCAUAGCUGUGGCUAUUAACAGAGCCAUUUCUGAAGGGAAGAUUAAGGCUCCAGUGGUCCUCAGCAGAGACCACCACGAUGUGAGUGGGACUGACAGCCCUUUCAGGGAAACAUCCAACAUUUAUGAUGGAUCAGCCUUUUGUGCAGACAUGGCAGUGCAGAACUUCGUGGGAGACGCGUUCAGAGGAGCCACCUGGGUCGCGCUGCACAACGGGGGCGGCGUUGGCUGGGGUGAAGUGAUCAAUGGGGGAUUUGGCCUGGUUUUGGAUGGGUCCAAGGAAGCUGAAGAACGAGCUAAGAUGAUGCUCAGCUGGGAUGUUUCCAAUGGAGUCGCCAGGCGCUGCUGGUCGGGCAAUGCCUUUGCUUAUGAAACCAUCUGCCAGGCCAUGAAGGAAAACGGCUCCCUGAGGGUGACCCUCCCUCACCAGGUGCUGGAUGAGAACAUCCUGGAGCAAGCCCUGAAGCUUUAGUGGUACUCCAAGUGCAGUGGUGCUCCUGCAGAUAUAUUUGAUGUUGAUUCCUUGAUGGCUUGUUUUGCUCUCUGGCCAAAUGAUAAAAGCCUUGCAAAUGUCUGUUCCGUGUGAGUUUUUUUUCCUCUCUAACUUAUUAAUGGGACAAAUCUGUUUGUGACAGGUCUACCAGGAACAGUCUUUUCACUGACACAUUUGGAGAAAUGUUUGCAGUAACUGUUCAUGAUGGGAAAAGAAUGGGAUUUUUUUUUUCCCUAAAAAUUAAAUGGGGAAAGAAUUCCUCAACAACA